AUGAGGGUGUUCGUGGACACUAAGUUUGGCGCAACGUUCACCUCUGAUCUUAGUCGCAUCAAUAAACUAUCAGAUAUCAAAAAGCGGAUCGAGAACUCUCAUGGUAUCCCUGUUUCCACGCAAAAGCUCUUCUUCGAUGGCGUGGAACUUCUUGUAGAUCAUUAUCAACUCCCAACGUAUCGCAUCGUCAAUAACUCUCGCCUCCUCCUCGAAGUACGUGAUGAUCACGUCAACAAUCAAAUGCUCCAUCAAUCUCCAUAUGCAACUCAAGGCUUCGUCCCUUCCAUGGCGAUGCGCAACUACGAUCAAGCGCCACCGUCCCAUGCAAGUUCAUCUUUCUUUAAUCAAGAUCCGCAUACGAUGGCGAAGAGCAACCAAGUGCCACAGUCACAUGCAAGUGCAUCUUUCUAUAAUCAAGAUCCGCGUACGAUGGCGAGGAGCAACCAAGUGCCACCGUCACAUGCAAGUGAAGCUUUCUAUAAUCAAGAUCGGCUUGUGAGCAACGACGGUCAAGUGCUUCAUCAACCCGAUGUACUAGAGUCAUUUUCCAUGGACGAGUUUCUUGAAAGAGCUCCAUGGCCUGGGACAACCGGAGACAACGUUAACAUUCAAGAAUCGUCUGGGAGAGACAACGAGAAUCAAGAUUUGUCUCCACCGCCGCAUAAGCUGACAGUAAUCAUGACGCAGUAUGAUAAACCUGGGAGUGAUUUUCUGGUUGAUGUGAACGCUAGUGAUAACGUUGGGGAGCUGAGGAAAGAGCUGGAGAAGAUGCAACAGAAGUAUCAGUUAGAUCUGCCUGCAGAAGGCUACUUCUUUAUGCACAAAGAGAGAGUGUUGGUCGAUGAUAAGUCCUUCAGCAUGAACCGAGUAGCUAACGGUGAUACCAUUGAGAUUUUGCCCGAACCUGAUAUCAAGGACUUCUAUACAUAG
This is a messenger RNA of Brassica oleracea var. oleracea, 930 nucleotides long. RefSeq lists its product as uncharacterized. The record is from RefSeq and is a predicted model, not a curated record. The coding region runs from base 1 to 930 and encodes 309 amino acids. Lineage: Eukaryota; Viridiplantae; Streptophyta; Magnoliopsida; Brassicales; Brassicaceae. Gene Ontology annotation, cellular component: nucleoplasm; cytosol. Gene Ontology annotation, biological process: proteasome-mediated ubiquitin-dependent protein catabolic process. Gene Ontology annotation, molecular function: polyubiquitin modification-dependent protein binding; ubiquitin binding; proteasome binding. The transcript has a single exon.